Messenger RNA from Cladocopium goreaui, 2481 nucleotides. The record is from the annotation of a GenBank genome assembly. Lineage: Eukaryota; Dinophyceae; Suessiales; Symbiodiniaceae.
AUGGGCCCACCAAAGACUACGGCCAAGAGGCCGGCCCCGUCGGACAGCAGCACUACGAGCCCAACAACACCAGCGUCAGCCCCUGGCACUCCGCGUGCGGAGGAACCUCCCAAGAAGCAACCCAGGAAAAAGACCCCGGAAGAGCAGCUUCCCCUGACGCCCUUGCAAAAGGCCAAAGACAUGUGCGGCAAAUGUUUGAAACGAAAGUCCGAUGCGAGCAAUCUUGGCUUGACUUUGCAGUCAAUUCCAUAUGCGGAUGCUUUGAGCUCAGAGAUGACUGCAUUCGCAAAGAAGUUUGAGGAUCUCUACCUGAAGACGCAGGCCCUUGUGAACGCCCAGAACAAUGAGGAGGAUGACUACAUCCCACAUGUGAAAGAGUUCAUUUGCCUCCAGAAGCAGUUUGAGAAGCCCUACGCGGCCGGUAAUGCCAUAGCGAGGCCUGAUGUUGACGAAAACCCUGAGUUUCCCGACAAGUACCGGAAAAAAAUGACUGUGGAUGAGAUUGACAGCGCUUUAGUUUGCAGAAUGGCUGAACGGGUUGCUGAGGGAAAACUUUCUGUGAGUGGUGCUGCUGCUUGUGCUAGCGAUUUUGUUCAAGAUGGGAGUGUGAAGGCUUUCUGCUUCUGGAAAGGUGACAUGGAAGCUCAUGCGUACGCCCACCUUCUUACCCAGACUCAACGGUAUUACAGAUGCGCGCAAUGCUGUGAUUUUUGCUUGGCAACCACGGACAGAAGAUCACCAGAACUCAGCUGGGGAGAUUUGACUCUGAGAUCGUUGUGGCGGAGUACUCUUACACCUUCAGAUCCACAUGACAGAUCCCCAUGGACACAAGUUCCGGGAUUUGAGAAGAAGCUACGCUUGUUUGACCUUCUGCACAUUGUGCAUUUGGGAACUUUGCGAGAGCUCAUUCCUGCGGCCAUAAUCAGUUCAUUGGAAGAUGGAUCACUUCAAAUGUUUUUUGGAAUGACUGGCAGAAGUUGGGAUGAUACCCUGCAUGCUUUCAGCCAUCUAGCAGCGGCAUGGGCUACAGAUCAAAACAUGCAGCUCGGCAUUGGAACCCUUACAAUGGCAAGACUUGGCCGGCCGAAGUACCGCCAUUGGCCCAUGCCUGCCCUGGACACCCGCAUUAAGGCUGCCCGGACAAGAGCACUUUUUGCAUUCACCGCUUGGGUUAUGGUAAAGCUGGUUGAUUCAUGUGCUUUGGAUACGGCUGCCAAAAAGCUGCAUGGCAAAAUGCGUGCAGUGUGUUGUUGGUCGCUGGACGUUGCCCUUAGUUCAUGGAAUAUGAACGAUGAAGUUGUCAUGCCAACGCCGACGGUGGAAGAAGUCACAUGGCUUUGCAGGCUACAGUCUGCAUCGUACCAGUGGCUUGCUGCUCAAUGUUUGACUGAACGUCGUCUCCUCUACAAAAUCCGCCCCAAAACCCACUACUUCUGCCACAUGAUUGAUGUCUUUGAGGAGACAGAGAUUUGUUUGAUGCAUUUAUCGACCUUUGGUGACGAAGAUUUUAUGGGAAAGGUGGUGGACGAGCUCGCCACGUGCUUCCAAAAGAUCGACCGCAUGGCCACCCGUAUGGGGUGGGACGCCAACUUGUGCAGCUUGAAGAAGCAAUUCAAGAAGAAGCUCAAGACGGCGGCGCCCGCACCAGAGUACAUCAAGGAGUUCAUCGCUCCCUCCAAGUUCACGGCAGAGAUGUACUCGUACUGCUACGGGGACGAGGUACCAGUGGCAGCAGGGACACUGCCGCCGAUCCCAAACCCAGACGGCAGGUUGAGAAGGUCAUCAACGAGUCAGGCCCUGUCCAGUCAGGCUCUGGUCCCAACCAUGCCCCGUGAGAAUCAGCUGAUGCAGGAGCUCUACCUCAGAAAGAUGGCCAUGAUGAAUGCCAUGGAAGAGAAUGUGGGCCCUGGCGGUUGCCUAGCAAACCUGAAGAUCUUUAAGAAGGAUGGGAAAACAACGCCUGCAGCUUCAGCGCCACCGUUACCAGCCCUGCCAGCACCAGUGGAAGCUCCGAAGGCACUGCCAGCCCCUGAUGGGAGUGGAUCUGCACCUCCAUCCAGUGCACCAACUCCCGCAGCACCACCCAGUGCACCAGGCCCUCCAGGACCACCCAGUGCACCAGCUCCGACUGCGGAGGCUGUGCUUGAAGCAUUGAGGAACAGGGAGCUUGCAAAGCCGAAGGCCAAAUCAAAGGCCAAAGCAAAGGCCAAAGCAAAGGCCAAUGCCAAGAACAAGGCCGCCACUGCCAAGGGAAAGCCUGGAAAGAGCACGGCCAAGCCCGCCAGUGCCAAGCCCGCCAGUGCCAAGCCCGCCAGUGCCAAGAGCACGGCCAAGCCUUCCAGUGCCAAGAGCACGGACUUGGGCAAGAGCACACUCCUUUUCAGACGAGGCCUCCUCUCCCUCCGCCCUGCAGUGGUACCAUAUGGUACCGUGCAGGCAAGAUCCAAUGUUCGAGCAGCGACGCCUUCAGGGUCUUCUUGA